AUGUGUUGCAGCUAUGUCUCAAGAAUGCCAAAACCCGGUGAGACAAUCGAGGGCCACAAAUUUGAAGUUGGAUUUGGUGGUAAAGGAGCCAAUCAGUGUAUCAUGGCAGCAAAACUAGGAGCGACUACAGCUAUGAUUGCAAGGGUGGGUGAUGAUACCUUUGGAAGUUCUACCAUAGAGAACUUUAAAGAGAAUGGAGUGGAUAUAUCAAAAGUGAUGGUUACUAGUAAUAUAUCAACCGGAGUAGCACCAAUAAUCGUGAAUGAUGAAGGAGAAAAUAGUAUUGUGAUAGUAUCUGGAGCUAAUAAGUUGCUAUCCAUCGAUGAUGUGAAAGCGGCGGGUAAUAUGAUGUCUAAUGCUAAAGUUGUUGCCUGCCAGUUGGAAAUACCACUGGAAUCGGUCUAUGCUGCUCUCAAGACAGCUAAAGAGUUUGGUGCAAAAACAAUCUUGAAUACUGCUCCUGCAAAUAAGGAUCUCGAUGUCUCUAUUUUCAAAUUUGUAGAUAUAUUGUGUUUAAACGAAACCGAGACCGAGAUUAUGACUGGUUUGGCUGUAAGUAACGUUGAUGAGGCUAAGAAAUCUGCUUGCAUAUUAGCUGAAAAAGGUCCUGAAUACGUUUUGAUAACCCUCGGUAAGCAAGGCGCCGUGAUUGCAGGCAAAGAUGGUAAACCUCCAGUACAUGUAGAAGGUGUCAGCGUGAAGGCAGUUGACACAACAGGUGCUGGGGAUGCGUUUGUUGGGUCUAUUGCAUACUUUAUGGCAAAGCAUCCGCAGUUGUUAUUUGCCGAAAUAGUGAAGCGUUCCUGUCAUGUGGCAGCCGUUAGCGUUUGCAGAAAGGGAACACAAAAGAGCUAUCCAUCUGCAGAAGAUUUACCUAAAGAUUUAUUUCAGUAA
This is a messenger RNA of Trichoplax adhaerens, 894 nucleotides long. RefSeq lists its product as hypothetical. Gene Ontology annotation, molecular function: ribokinase activity. Bases 1 to 894 code for a protein of 297 amino acids. Gene Ontology annotation, biological process: D-ribose metabolic process. The transcript has 7 exons. Lineage: Eukaryota; Metazoa; Placozoa; Uniplacotomia; Trichoplacea; Trichoplacidae. The record is from RefSeq and is a predicted model, not a curated record.